Molecule: messenger RNA, 504 nt
Organism: Haemonchus placei
Lineage: Eukaryota; Metazoa; Nematoda; Chromadorea; Rhabditida; Trichostrongylidae
Source: the annotation of a GenBank genome assembly
AUGUCGCUCACGGAUAAAGCUCCGUUUGUAAUGAUGGAAACGAGCAUGGGAAAGAUUUGUUUGGAACUGUACUGGGAUCAUGCACCAAAGGCUUGCCGGAACUUUAGUGAACUAGCUCGGCGAGGAUACUAUAACGGGACCAUAUUCCAUAGAAUUAUAGCUGAUUUCAUGAUACAGGGAGGCGAUCCAACAGGAACAGGGAGGGGUGGAGCAUCCAUAUAUGGUGACCGUUUUGCCGACGAAAUCUCAGACAAGCUCAAGCACACUGGUGCUGGGGUUCUGUCAAUGGCUAACGCAGGCCCGAAUACGAACGGAUCUCAGUUCUUCAUUACACUUGCCCCUACCCAACAUCUAGAUGGCAAGCACACGAUCUUUGGCCGAGUUGCAGCAGGGAUGAAGGUUGUGCAGAAUAUGGGAAAAGUUGAUACGGAUAAUCAAGACCGCCCCCGGGCAGAAGUUCGGAUAAUAAAGGCAUAUCCGAGCGACGAUUCUCGGCUAAACUGA